UUCCACCGCGAUCGACGUUAUCACUGCCGCCGACGUCGUAUCACCGUUGUCGUUACAAACAAUAACUACCUAUUCAUUUUAACAUUUCGAAAUUAAAUACUUAAAUCACAGACAUUUAAACAUCUUUAUAUUGGGUAUGUCCACGAGUUAAAUAGGUACUCAAAGCAUAUAUACGAUAAUACAUUAAUCAUUAUUGUUAAUACGGCCAGUAUGUAUUAUCGAAACGAUUUAUGACAAUAGUGCCAGAGUUAUCCAAACGCGACCAAGACUGAGAAUACUUAUAUCAUAACAACUCUACAGUGUGCACUAGUAUUUUUAUGUACGACGAUCGCACUUUCGUUGUUGAUGUUGGACGUAGCUGAUUCUUCGACAAAUGGCAAGCAAGUUUGUUCUUCGUAAGUUGAUCGAUUGAAUGGAGGUGGAUGACUAUGUCCAUACUGCAAUGUUAACAAUGACAACACUCCACUACUGUUAAGACUACAAAGACGGCAACAAGAAUUUGAACAAUUCACUCUUUCCCCACAAUGUUUUUCAGGGUCAGACAUCAGAAAAUGGUACAUGUGUACCUGAUUGUACUCGUGAUACUUGGCAUGUUAGUAGUAUUGGGCGCAAUGAUUGCAUACCACGCAUUGUUGCGCGAACAGAAUUUUCAGAUUCAAGCGGCUGUAGCUAAAUUGGUAAAUGGCGAUAGUAAUCAUCAGCGUUUUGGUUCAUCUGCCUCACAGUACCACCAAAACUCUGUCGUGAUGUUAGAAGAACAAAAGCCUCUGGUAAUCUACAAUAGAGUACCCAAGACGGGAUCCACAAGUUUUGUCAAUGUGGCCUAUGAUCUGCAUUCCCAUAAUGCAUUUCGGGUCCUUCAUGUCAAUGUUACGGGCAAUUCACAUUUGCUUUCCAUCUACGAUCAGUUCCGGUUUAUUGACAAUACCACACGUUGGACACGGCCUGCAUUUUAUCAUGGCCAUUUUGCAUACAUUGAUUUUGAAAAAUAUGGGUACAAGAAACCAUAUUAUGUUCAAUUAUUACGCAAACCUUUGGACAGGUUGGUUUCAUACUAUUAUUUCUUACGGUAUGGUGAUGAUUAUAGACCACAUUUAGUGCGCAAGAAGCAUAUGGAUUCAUCGACAACAUUUGAUGAGUGCGUUGAGCGAGGAGGAUCUGAUUGUCAAGCAAAUCUUCUGUGGUUGCAAAUUCCUUUCUUAUGUGGUCAAUCAGCUGACUGCUGGAUUCCGGGAAGUGAAUGGGCAUUACAACAGGCCAAACGCAAUGUUCUUGAAAAAUAUACUUUAGUUGGAAUCACUGAACAAAUGGGAGAAUAUCUACAGAUGCUUGAACUUGUGAUUCCUGGUGGGAUGUUUCGUAAUGCAUCUGAACAUUUUAAACACAGCUCUAAGUCACAUCUAAGAAAGACUGCCAAAAAAUAUCCUGUCUCUCGGAAGACUAUACAAAAAUUUCAUGAAUCUACAAUUUGGCAAAUGGAAAAUGAACUAUAUGCAUUUGUUACUAGAGAGUUUGCUUUUGCAUAUGCUAAACAGUUUCCGAAUGUCUCGUCAGGACUUACUGGUACUAUGAAAAAACAUUUAAAAACUAGUGAUUUACCUCCACCUAGUUUUCGUUAUGAAAAAAUAUAUCCAAAACCACCACAACAGAAAAAGAAAAAAAACACUGCCCAUGUAUAAUGAAUUUAAUUAUUUUUUUAAUUUUUGAGCUUUUAUAAAUUUAAUGACCAUACACAGUAGUACCCUUAUUGAAAAUAAAGUACUACUUACUAUUUUUAAUAUAUUUAAAAUAUUAUGUGUAUA
Messenger RNA from Rhopalosiphum padi (bird cherry-oat aphid), 1802 nucleotides. RefSeq names its product heparin sulfate O-sulfotransferase (gene Hs2st). Gene Ontology annotation, molecular function: heparan sulfate 2-sulfotransferase activity. The transcript has 8 exons. Gene Ontology annotation, cellular component: membrane. Bases 525 to 1679 code for a protein of 384 amino acids. The record is from RefSeq and is a predicted model, not a curated record. NCBI's taxonomy places the organism in Eukaryota, Metazoa, Arthropoda, Insecta, Hemiptera, Aphididae.